Molecule: messenger RNA, 2208 nt
Organism: Fukomys damarensis (Damara mole-rat)
Lineage: Eukaryota; Metazoa; Chordata; Mammalia; Rodentia; Bathyergidae
Gene: Otud5
Product: OTU deubiquitinase 5
Exons: 9
Coding region: 152-1285 (377 amino acids)
Biological process (GO): protein deubiquitination
Molecular function (GO): K63-linked deubiquitinase activity; cysteine-type deubiquitinase activity
Source: RefSeq, a predicted model, not a curated record
CGGCUGCUGCUCUGGUCCUGGGCAUAGCAAGCGGCGGCGCCAAGCUCCUGGGGUUGGUGCAGUCGGCGGGGGCAGCCCGGAACGUGAGGAAGUCGGUGCAGGUUACAACAGUGAGGAUGAAUAUGAAGCAGCUGCGGCACGCAUUGAGGCUAUGGACCCUGCAACCGUGGAGCAGCAGGAGCAUUGGUUUGAAAAGGCCCUACGGGACAAGAAAGGCUUCAUCAUCAAGCAGAUGAAGGAGGACGGCGCCUGUCUAUUCCGGGCUGUAGCUGACCAGGUAUAUGGAGACCAGGAUAUGCACGAAGUUGUGCGAAAGCACUGUAUGGACUAUCUGAUGAAGAAUGCUGACUACUUCUCCAACUACGUCACAGAGGACUUCACCACCUACAUCAACCGGAAGCGGAAAAACAACUGCCACGGAAACCACAUUGAGAUGCAGGCCAUGGCAGAGAUGUACAACCGUCCUGUGGAGGUGUACCAGUACAGCACAGAACCUAUCAACACAUUCCAUGGGAUCCAUCAAAAUGAGGAUGAACCCAUCCGUGUCAGCUAUCAUCGGAAUAUCCACUACAACUCAGUGGUGAAUCCUAACAAGGCCACCAUUGGUGUGGGGCUGGGCCUGCCAUCAUUCAAACCAGGGUUUGCAGAGCAGUCCCUGAUGAAGAAUGCCAUAAAAACUUCAGAGGAAUCAUGGAUUGAACAGCAAAUGUUAGAAGACAAGAAACGGGCCACAGACUGGGAGGCCACGAAUGAGGCCAUAGAGGAGCAGGUGGCUCGUGAGUCCUACCUGCAGUGGCUAAGGGAUCAGGAGAAACAGGCCCGCCAGGUCCGAGGCCCCAGCCAGCCCCGGAAAGCCAGCGCCACAUGCAGUUCGGCCACAGCAGCAGCCUCCAGUGGCUUGGAGGAGUGGACUAGCCGUUCUCCACGGCAGCGGAGUUCAGCUUCUUCACCGGAGCACCCCGAGCUGCAUGCUGAGCUGGGCAUCAAGCCCCCUUCCCCAGGCACUGUCUUAGCUCUUGCCAAACCUCCUUCACCCUGUGCGCCAGGUACAAGCAGUCAGUUCUCGGCAGGGGCUGACCGGGCCACCUCCCCCCUUGUGUCCCUCUACCCUGCUCUGGAGUGCCGGGCCCUCAUUCAGCAGAUGUCCCCCUCUGCCUUCGCAGGUCUGAACGACUGGGAUGAUGAUGAGAUCCUAGCAUCGGUGCUGGCAGUGUCGCAACAGGAAUACCUAGACAGUAUGAAGAAAAACAAAGUGCACAGAGACCCUCCCCCAGACAAGAGUUGAUGGAAACCUGGGGACUGGAUACAGUUCCCCAGUACCCCUUCCUGCCCUCCAGUGCCAUCCCACCUUCUUUGGCUUUCUUCCUCUUGCCUCCUUCCCCUUUUCCCUUGACCAGUUCCCCCGCCCCACCGUCCUCUGGCUGGCCCAUCCCUGAACUCCCCCGCCCCAUCGCUGCCACAGCCACCCUUCUCCGCCAGCUGAUGUGCCGUUGCCCCCCCCACAGCACCAUCCCUGCAUUCCACAGGGGACUCAAGCAAGGGUGCCAAAGGUAGGCGACAGGCACAGACCACCAGACAGCCAGGCCAGCCCCAGAGGAGAUGCUUGGAAGAAAGUCUCCUGCCUGCCCUUCCUUCUGAGAUCAGAUCAACUUGUCGCCCCUCCCCUCACAAUUAUGUCAGGGAGUUGGGAAGAAGUGAAAAAUUUUCUUUUCCCAGUGUCCCAAGAAUGUCUGAGCCUUCAAUGUUGAAUUUUUCUUUAUUAAAAUGAUGUGCUUUUAUCUUAUAAAAUCAACCAAUCAAGUGAUGUAGACGACAGCAUUGGCUCUGUGAAGGUGGCAUCUCUCUGGUUUAGGGGCAGCAGGCUGGCCAUGGGACAUGGAGGGGCACACCGCUGUCUUCCAGCCUCCAGCUUGGAGGUGGGCACAGGGCCUAGGAUGUGAGUCAGGUUGGGGAGCGGGGAGGGGGGUGGCAGGUGUCAGAUGGCUUUGGACAAUGAGACCCUGACCUUGCUGCAUUCCUUUUGCUUCCACCACCACUAGUCUCUUUGGAAUCUUGAGGUGAGGGCGCUUCAGGAUCAUGGCCGCCACUCAGGAUGUGAGUGUAGGGAGUGAGAGCAGCCUUGGCAGAUGGGGCAUGCGUGCCCUGCAGGUGUUGACAAGACCCACCAUCUGUAAUAUCCUUGGCACAAUAAAACCAAAUGUCAGUUUC